Strigops habroptila (Kakapo) is the source of this 2454-nucleotide messenger RNA. RefSeq names its product nudix hydrolase 1 (gene NUDT1). The record is from RefSeq and is a predicted model, not a curated record. Bases 74 to 544 code for a protein of 156 amino acids. Lineage: Eukaryota; Metazoa; Chordata; Aves; Psittaciformes; Psittacidae. Gene Ontology annotation, molecular function: 8-oxo-7,8-dihydroguanosine triphosphate pyrophosphatase activity. Gene Ontology annotation, biological process: DNA protection. The transcript has 5 exons.
ACCGCGCGCGGGGCCGGAGCGGCGGCGGCGGCGCGGGAAGAGCCCCGGCGGGCCCGGCCUCCUCUGAGGAGCCAUGUACACCACGAAGCUCUUCACCCUGGUGCUGGUGGUGCAGCCGCAGCGCGUCCUCCUGGGCAUGAAGAAACGCGGGUUUGGAGCUGGGCUGUGGAAUGGCUUCGGUGGGAAGGUGCAGCCGGGGGAGAGCAUCGAGGAGGCUGCUCGCAGGGAGCUCCUGGAGGAGAGUGGACUGACUGUGGACACCUUGCAGAAGAUGGGUCAGAUCACAUUUGAAUUUGUGGGCAACUCUGAACUCAUGGAUGUCCACAUUUUCCGGGCAGAUGAUUUUCAUGGAGAGCCAACAGAAAGCGAUGAAAUGCGUCCCCAGUGGUUUCAGCUGGAUGAGGUGCCCUUCAAUCGCAUGUGGGCAGAUGAUAUCUACUGGUUUCCCCUGGUGCUUCAGAAGAAGUUGUUUCGGGGCUAUUUUAAGUUCCAGGGACAAGACACUAUCCUGGAGCACACCCUGAAAGAAGUAGAGGAAGUUUAAGAAAACGGAAGCAGUCAACUCACGUGCUGCUGCCCACAUUGGGCUGCACCACCACGAGUACUACUUCUAAGGGUCUUCUUUCUUCAGCUCUCCAGCAAAGGAGACUGAUGGGUCAGGUCACUGGGAAGUAAGGAAAAUAAGGAGGUUUCUUAGAGCAGAAAUAAAAGUAAUGAGAUUGUCCAUGCUGUGAAGUCCUUGGCUCUGUUACACUUCAGCCAGGGUUAUGUGAUCACAGCUAUUCAAAACAUAGCGUUAACUCCUUUCUGCACAGGUGAAUGGUGUUUUAGGCUUUCCCCUCAUGGCUGGAAAUGUUUUUUUAAAAGAUUAAAGAUAUUUUUUAGUAAAAGCAUGUGUUCUGUUGUAAACUGCUGGCUGCCUUCUCAGCUGGUUAAGGGCCUUUCAGGAGGUGGCUUCCUUUCACAAAAGCAUUAAGUGGACAGUGAGGCAUCAGAAUCAGUUAUCUUCUUUCUCUCUUCCAGUUUCUAUCCAGCUCCCUACUCAGCAUUAACUCCUGGGGCAAGGCAAAGCUUGACCAGCGCUGUGAAAGCCCUUUGUAAAGUGAAACAGCACAUAUUGAAGAUUGGGAAUUAGCCUGUUAGAAAUUCCAGGAAUUACACCCUUGCACAAUCAAAGUAGAAGAGUAAAAGCACUGGAAUGCAGCAAGGCACUGCUGAACACUGAGGAACAACAACUUGCAGAGACGGAAGGAGGGGAAGAGCAGGAUCAAAGAUUACGGUUGUAUUGUAAAUACAGCUUGGAAAGCCUUUCAACACAUGAUACUGGUCAAAAAGCCUCUAUAUUGCCAUUUCACAGCUCGGAGCAGAGGAGACCUCAGGAGUGACAAAAACAUAUAGCCCUUCUGAUAAAACAAUUUUCAGGCACAGUUUCAGGUUCUCAGCUGUUUCCUACCCUGGUACCUCCACAACAGGUUUGACAGAGACACUGACAGGAACAUUGGAGGCCUUUUCUACCAUCUCUGUGUUGAACACACGAAAGUCCCUGUGACCUCCAGCAACACACAGAACACUUCCUCUCAAGAAGGCACAUUAACUCUUUGGCGCUACAUCUUACAGGAGCAUCAGUCCUUGGCCAGGCAUCAAUUAGUCUUCUGGUUUGAUUAGUGUUUAGUGCAAUCUACCCAGCUACCAGCAAUGGAACCAACUCCAUUAAGUCUUGUUCCCACCCUUGUAUAUAGCUGGGCUGUUUGCUGCAGAAGGCAAUAGCACAGAGGUAACUAGAACUGAUUCUCCUACACUGAUGAGGGGAGAUAAAACAACCGAAGUCAACUGGAUUGACUCCCUGCUGCAUUCCUUUACAGGAAAGAAGCUGUACUUGGUGCUGCUCCCCAAGCCUGGCAGAUCCAUAAACUAAACAGAACAAACACAGUAAGGAAACCCCUCACGUGUUGAGGUAAACAUAACAGUGCUAUUUGCACACUGACCAGUCUCCCAAAAAUAAGGCUUGCAAACUAAGGGUUGUAUGAAAUAGUGUAGGCAUGUAUUUAGGAAUGAGACAGAAGCUUGACAGUCCAGUAUGAGAGAAACUCUGAAAGUGCCAUUAGGUGUAUCAGCUUUGAGAAUACCAGGCCUCUGUUCUCAAAAUAGUAGGUGAACAGAGUAAAACCCAACCAAGGAAACCCACCCCCAAAACUGCUCCCCUCACAGAGGCGAGGGCUGGCCAUGGAGGAAUGGGGAUUUCCUCCAAACAACCUAAUUCCAGUUUCUUUACAGGUCAUGUGGUCUGUAUGUAUCAUCAUUACAGUCACUGCUUUUGGACUGCAGAAUUCCUGCUUUGAAGGAGAACGGAAAAAGAGGAGUUAGUCUAAAGCCCAAAUGUGGGUUUGAUGUUUGGGGUAUUUUGUGUUUUCUUUUUUGGUUUGUUUUUAAAUAAAGUCCAAAAUUGUAACUUCA